GCUGGAUGGGAACCACAGAGGGAGGGAGGGAUACAGGAGACUGAUAAAGAAACGCAGUGAGAGCAGCAGAUAGUGUACGGCUACAAACGAAGAAGCAGCUCUGGAUUUAAAUGCUCCAUCCUCAAGAUCUGGAAUAAUAACUGCAGCAAGCGACAUAAGGACACAGCAAUAGGUGGGGAGAAUUGCAAAAAAAAAAAAAAGAAAGAUGGAUGUACAAACAGAAAACACAGAUCCGCCGCCGAAUGAAUCGCAGCCAACUGGGAAAAUCAGAAAAGGAUUCAAGCUGUUUGGAAAACGUAAGCCAGGUAACAUAUUUUCCAUAAGAAGCAAAGGGGAUGGGAACAACAAGUCACCUGUUAUCAGGAGUAAAACCUCCGAGGGAUUAUCGGAGACUCCCGCGCAGGAUUCAGAGCAGGAGCAAGAUAAUAAGGAUGGACAAGGGGGGAAACAAGAAGAUGGGGAGCAGCCAGAGGACGAAACGCUCGGGGAAGAUGGCGUUCUGGCUACUGCCCCUGCUCGCACCUCCAUCUCUUCAACCAGCUCGGCCAAGUCCCUCAGCUUCCUCUCACGGCUGAGGGGUGGAAGAAGGGGAGUGGGAGACCGCAAAGUCCAAACAGUGUCCCAGCCAGUGGCUCGGCAACGUCGUGGGCUGAAGGGCCUCUUCAGCAACGUCAAGCUCCGAUCAAAGGAUAAGGAGGACAAAGAGGAAGCCCCUCCGAGCCCGCUUCUCCAGUCAUCCCGCACUAACAGUGUGGAAAUCAUCAAAGAGGACCUGACACUCACACCCAGAUGCGAGCCUCGUACUGUGGACAGCCCCGAGGCCAAGAGCAGCCAGCCUGUCCCGAGCACCACGACUCAAAAAAGUUCAGCCGUGACCCCUUCAAAGACCCCGGCUCCCCAGGUGACUUCUGCGGAGAAUGUGAGUAACACAAACCAGCACGUGUCCCCUCUGCUCACUCCGGAACCCCCACUGGUCCCCGGCGACAACAGCCUGAGCUCACUGCUGGCAGAUAUCUCCUCUCUCCUGACCUUUGACUCAAUCUCAGGGGGCGGAGACAUCAUGGCUGACGUGGAAGCCGAGUGGGGUAAAGUUAGCAGUGUCUUCAGCGCUGAAGUUCCUCCAUCAUCUACAUCUCCUCUCUCCAAAUCUACCCUCUCCUCCUCUCCCACAACCUCCUCGUCAGUCAGCGCUGCUGCUACAGUCAAACCCCCUUCUGUGACUGCCUCUUCUUCAUCUUCAUCUUCCACUUUGACUUCUCACUCCGUCAAACUGAGUUUUGACUCUACGCCUGCCGGCCCGCAAGGUAAACAAACUCCUGCUCCCACUUCAACAAAACCCUCGACUGCUCCCUCCGCAUCCGUCGCAUCUUGCACUUCCAAGACAGUUCCACCCGCACUGAGCUCCAUCUCCACCACGACCGCACCUCCUGCUUAUGCAUCGGCCACUGGAGGCAAAGCUCCUUCGUUCAGUCCAAGUUUGACCUCCACAGCCGACAAAGUGGCUGCAGAGAUCGCGCAGGCUCCUCAGAAUGCUUCACCUGUAAGUAAACCUGACCCUGUGUCUAUUUCACCCGCUGUCUCAACUAAGCCUGCCCCCAUACCCCACAGCCCCCCCAUCACAGUCACCCAACCUCCCUCCGCUGGUAGUUUUAACGUGGAAAAGUCAACUUAUUUUAAACCCUCUCCAACUUCAUCUGUGGUUGAACCCAAAGUCCCCCUCGCAUUAUCGGCGACCUCUAUGGUCACGACCACAUCCUCAUCUUCUGCGCCGGUCAUUCCCUCAAAGAUCACGUCCGUCACCACGUUAACCUCAGCCUCCGGCUCAGCAUCGCUGGGCCUUUCCAAGCUCACCCUGACCCCUAACCAUUUGGACCUUAACAAAACCGUGUCUGAUCCCGGCGCUUAUUCCACCUUCACCGCUGCAAUUAAACCCCAACUCGGCUCCGCAUCUGUUCCGGCUCCGUCUUCAGCUUCAUUAGAUAAAAUUCCUCCCGCGACUAAACCCUCCACAACAUCAGUUUCUCUAGAUAAGAUUCCCCCAGCUCAGCCCGCAGCGACAGCUGCCCCCAGUCAUGUUGCUUCGACAUCAUCACUGACUCCAUCUGCUCGGGAUCAGAUGAAGGGUCCGCCUGCUGAUACACAAAGUCCUGCGUCAAAAGAACGCCCUGCUCCAACUCAGAUUGAAGUUUCUGAGUCUAAAGUCUGCCCUGCUCCUCUUAAACUCCCAGUUUCCGUAUCUAAGGAUCCAUCUGCUUUAGUCAAAGUACAAGACUCUUCAUCUAAAGUUCCUACGUCCCCCACUGAGAUCCCAGAGUCUGUAUCUAAAGAGCUGUCAGGUCAUGUGAAAGUGCAGGCCUCUUCAUCUAAAGUUCCUCCUUCCCCUGCUCAGAUCCCAGUUUUUGCAUCUAAAACCCCUCCUGCAACUGCCCAGACCACAUUUUCUCCCCCUGAUACCCCUGUGACACAAUCUGCAGACGCCCCCCGCCAUGGAUCCUUCCAGGUUUUCCCACCCAAAGCCACACCCGCCUCCCUUCCCCAGCCUAAAACUCCUGAACCCAAGGUUGCGUCUUGUCCUUCUCCCCCCGUGUCUUGGCAGAUCGAUGCAUCGUCCUCGGCUAAAAUUAAGAGUUCUGUGCAGGCGCCAGCGGACAGUCUGGAUGGAGCAGGUGGACAGAGGAGCCAAGGUGCGCCAUCAAAAGCAAACGAACCACAUCACGAGCUGCCCCCCAAAGAGAAGAAGACGCAACAAUCGAAAGCAACGGGUCUUAGUAAGAUACCCGUGGUCGGCGGAGGAAGAAUCGGCAGGCAGCCUGUCCGGGAAAGCCAGCACGACGACCCGAGCAAGGACCCCACUUCGCCAGUUCUGGAAGAGAAACCGCAUUUCAACUCGCAUAAUGCGGGGAGCAAAGAUAAAGUCAGCUCACCUGAGGCAAACGCUCCAACCUCAAAGCAUCUCCAGGAGGAGCAUCAGCAGCCUCAACAAGUCAAAGGUCUCACGAGUUCAGCGCGUGACUCAAAGAUCCCUCUGAAGCAUGGCGCCCCGUCCCACGCUGCAUCGCAGGUCUCUCAGGCUAAGGAGCCGCCUCGUACAAAGAUCCCCGUGUCCAAGGUGCCAGUCCGAAGAGCUGCUAAUAAACCUGGCUCUACAGGCGGCGGCACGCAGACAAGAAAGUAAAGGAAAGACAAAAAAACACUGGACAAAAGCAGUUAAUAAUGUAAACCAUGAUUUUUUUAAUCCGCAUUUCCAUGCUGUAACUCUCUCUCUCUUUACUUUAUCACGACAAGACAAAACAAAGAAAUGAGCCAAGCAGCAUUCAAGCACAAGAAAACAUCUCCACGGGGGGCUGGAGCAACAGUCCGGCUCUUUGGUGCUUAGCCAGUGGGACUCGCACUCAGGAAAGGUUCAAGGGUCACACCUGAACACACGGCUGAGGAUCAGCAUGAGAGAAGGACGUCUGGGGAUCACAACCACACAAACAGGGCGAGUGCCUUCUCAAGGGUGCUUUUCCUACAGACUCAGAUUUUCUUCAGGCUUUUUCUACACUGGUUUAACUUUUGUUACUCCCACUUUUUGUAGGAACCUUUCAGACUUCUUCUUUUUUUGUUUGUUUGUUUGUUUCUCCUUCCAGCUACCAGCCCCUUUGCCUUUUAAAGCAAAACCUAUGUCAGAUCAGCCUAAAAUGAAUGCAACAACGAGACUCACAUUCCACUCCUCUCUACGGAUCGAUGUAGCAGAAAACGUGCCAUUAUUUUUUGCACAAGAUAUUGGACUGUACAGCCCGCCUGCUCAUAUGUAACAUUUUAAGUUCUCACUGUUGUGGUUGGGAGCGGAAAUCCCUCCUUCCGGCGAAAUGGACUGAGGCCAUUAUGAAUGGCGAGGUGGACGUUUGAGGGAGAUGGCGGGAGUGGUGAGAUGAGAUCUCCAGCUCGUACGCUGGCACAUGUAACUCAAAUGAGAACGAUAUCUCGGUGUAGAGAAGCAUCCGUGUUAUUCUGUUUCUUAUUUAAUCAAUAAAACAACCUGAGAACUUA
This is a messenger RNA of Fundulus heteroclitus (mummichog), 4032 nucleotides long. Its product is annotated as APC membrane recruitment protein 2. The coding region runs from base 206 to 3175 and encodes 989 amino acids. Gene Ontology annotation, cellular component: plasma membrane. The record is from RefSeq and is a predicted model, not a curated record. Gene Ontology annotation, biological process: regulation of canonical Wnt signaling pathway. Lineage: Eukaryota; Metazoa; Chordata; Actinopteri; Cyprinodontiformes; Fundulidae. Gene Ontology annotation, molecular function: beta-catenin binding; phosphatidylinositol-4,5-bisphosphate binding. The transcript has a single exon.